AAACGUCUGAAUUUUCGUUCUAGCAAAGCAAAUUCUCAAUUCCGUUCUUCGUCUCCCCUCCCACUUAAUUCCACAUUGUCGCAUGCAGCGGCAGCCGCGUUCAGCUCUUCAAAUCUCUUCCACUAACAUUCGAAUACGAUCCCUACGAAGCCUCGUCUUCUUCUUCUCCUUCCCCUCAUCCAUGGAAGCCUCUUCUUUUUCCUCUUCGAUCGGCGGCCCCAACGCUUCCUCGGCCUCCGCUGACCCCCGAAAGGAGACCUUCUCAGAAGCCGUUGGCGAUGCAGAGUCGGCGAGGGAGUUCGGAUUCCAGAGAUCGGAGUUCCGGCGGGAUUCGCUUGUGGGGACAGUACAAUUGUACGAUCGACACUUGUUCUUGCGGUACAAGUCGCCGGAUUUGUGGCUACCUAACGUUGAGGGGCCGGAGUCUGACCAUCUGCCGCGCCUCCUUGCCGCUGCGAUGAAGGCGCGGAAGGACGAUAUGAAGAAAAAGACUCGUUUAGCCAUAUGUGGAGCAGCAGAUAGUACUGAUACAUCAGAAGGAGAUGUUUUGAUAUUUCCUGAAAUGAUUGGAUAUCGGGGAUUGACAGAUGGUGAUAUAGAUAAUUUUGUUGAUUUAGUGCUUGUGAAGGAGACUGAAUGGCUCUCUGGAGUAGUUGAGACAUUGACUGGUUCAUAUAUUUUUGUAUGCGCUCAUGGUAGUCGGGAUCGAAGGUGUGGUGUUUGUGGGCCUCCUCUCAUUGAAAAGUUUAAGGAGGAGAUUUCUUUACGUGGUCUUGAUGGUCAAGUGUUUGUUAGUCCUUGCUCGCAUAUUGGCGGUCAUAAGUAUGCUGGAAAUGUCAUCAUAUUUAGUCGAAGUAAAACAGGGCAUGUGUCUGGAAAUUGGUAUGGAUAUGUCAGUCCAGAUGACGUUCCCAUGCUACUUGAACAGCAAAUUGGGAAAGGAGAGAUUAUAGAUCAUCUAUGGAGAGGCCAGAUGGGUUUGUCAGUAGAGGAACAAAGAAAAGCUCAGAGCAUUAGGUGUCAGCCAAAUACCCCAAUUGGGGAGGAUAGAGCUUCAGGCUGUUGCCAAGGUAAUGGAAACCUCAGCUGCUGCCAGAAUGCUAUAGAUAAACCACAUUCCAAUCACAAGGAAAACAACUCUAUCAGCAGCAGUAAAAUCACUGAUAAAAAGAAGAAUUUUACAACAUGGCUCAAGCCACCAAAGCCAGGCACCUAUGCCACCCUCGCUUUUGCCGUUGCUAUUGCUUCGGUUAGUUGUGCUUUUUUCUACUACAGAAAUCGAAGGUGAUGAUCAGAUCAGGCUCUCUUUUCGUCCCACCAAUAUCUAAAUAAUCAGUCAUCCUGCUAAUUACCAUACUGUUGCACAAUAAGAAAGGGCUGCAGAAAAAAUGAUACCUUUUUUUCUAAGUUCCUUAUUUCCUUAGAAUGUUUACAUACAAAAUAAGUUAUGGUAAUUGGAUUCUCAGAGGUUGGGAUGUCAUUUAAGCUUUGUAAAAAAUGGUUGUGUUUUAUUUUGUUGCGAAACUUGGUAUGUAAUUGCUGCUGAUCUCUUGGACAUAUGGUUUGAUUAUAAAAGCUUAUUUCUUGCCAUAAAAGUU
This is a messenger RNA of Phalaenopsis equestris, 1598 nucleotides long. RefSeq lists its product as uncharacterized. NCBI's taxonomy places the organism in Eukaryota, Viridiplantae, Streptophyta, Magnoliopsida, Asparagales, Orchidaceae. Bases 83 to 1288 code for a protein of 401 amino acids. The record is from RefSeq and is a predicted model, not a curated record. The transcript has 5 exons.